Plasmodium malariae is the source of this 933-nucleotide messenger RNA. RefSeq names its product splicing factor U2AF small subunit, putative (gene U2AF1). The record is from RefSeq and is a predicted model, not a curated record. Lineage: Eukaryota; Apicomplexa; Aconoidasida; Haemosporida; Plasmodiidae. Gene Ontology annotation, biological process: mRNA splicing, via spliceosome. The coding region runs from base 1 to 933 and encodes 310 amino acids. The transcript has a single exon. Gene Ontology annotation, cellular component: U2AF complex; spliceosomal complex. Gene Ontology annotation, molecular function: pre-mRNA 3'-splice site binding; metal ion binding.
AUGGCGGAACACCUGGCUCGUAUAAUUGGAACGGAGGAAGAUAGGGUUAACUGUCCUUUUUUUUGGAAAAUAGGGGCGUGUCGUCAUGGAGAUCAAUGUAGUAGAAGUCAUUACAAACCAAACAGUGCUCAGACGUUAGUUAUAAGGCAUAUGUAUGAUAAUCCACCUAUGGCAGUUGCAAUUGCAGAAGGGCAAAUGGUUGAUGAUGAAGUAUUAGAUAAAGCUGCUGAUCAUUUUGAAGAAUUCUAUGAAGAAGUUUUUGAAGAAUUAAUGAAAUAUGGAGAAAUUGAAGAUAUGGUUGUAUGUGAUAAUAUAGGUGAUCAUAUUAUUGGUAAUGUAUAUAUUAAAUAUACUCAUGAAGAUUAUGCAGAAAAGGCUGUUAAGGAAUUAAAUGGUAGGUUUUAUGCUGGUAAACCAUUGCAAAUUGAAUAUACACCUGUAACUGAUUUUAGAGAAGCAAGAUGUAGGCAAUUUGUAGAUGGGCAAUGUAGACGUGGAGGAUAUUGUAAUUUUAUGCACAUCAAACAUGUGCCUAGGAGUGUUAAAAGAAAAUUAUAUAGACGAAUGUAUAAAAAAUUCCCAGAAUAUAAAAAAAGGAGGAAAACAAAAGACGAUUCGGAAGAUGCAUAUCAUGAUAGUUAUAGGAAUAGAGCAAGUGGUAGAGAAAAGCACAAAAGGGAUAAAUAUGGAGAUGGUCAUCAUUCAUCGAAACGUAAAAAUAAAAGUAGGAGUAAUAGUAAUGAUGAUGAAGAUGUUGAUAGGAGUCAUAAAUACGCGAGGCGUGAAAACAGUACAGAAAGAAGAGAAAAAAUAGAAAGAUGGAAUAAAGAAAGAGAAAUGAAAAAUGCACAAAAAAAUGAAAAUGUUGAUAGUAAACAAGGGGAAGUGAAAAAGGAUGGGGGGGAAAUCGAAGUAGUUGAAGGAGGAGGAUGA